GUCCAGCGUCCAACCCAGGUGUGCGGUACCGAAAGCAGACGAGAGCUCAGCCCCCCCCCACGGGCGGUAAAUCCACGUCGGCGCUGGGGAAGAGGAGCUGCCCCCCGGACGGAGCUCAGUUGGCAGGCAUGAAGGCUGCUGGCGGACUAAACCCCCGCGCUAAUGGUCACUCGGGUUUUUUUCUCUGCCCAGACGCCCUUAAUGGCAAUAGGAUUAUCAUAACUCCUCCCCAGGGAUGGCUCGGGAGCCGCGGCCGGCAGCCACUCAGGAGGCAGCGUGGCCCUAAGCCACUCCUUGCGCGCCCGCGGAGGCUGCGCGGGGCCGGACCCCCCCACCCACCCUCGAAGCGGCCCCGGCCCGCAGGAAGGGGUCACGCGUGGGCACUGCCCGCGGGCGCGUUGCGAGGAGGGCAGCCCCUGAAGUGCCGUGUUCCCUCUCCGUGGCCGUGGUUUAUUUUUGGAGGGAGGUGCGCUGUUUGUUCGGCCGCCCCCCGCGUGGAAGUGCGCCCGGACUCCCAACCCACGCGGCUCCGGCGGCUGCUGCUCGGAACGCCGGCGAAGCCCUCGCUGCGAAAGCGAGAAAAAGUCCGAGCGCAGCCCGAGCGCGAUUUGCAUAAUUGUCGGGAGUUUGAAUUACUGAUUACAACUUGUAAAACAGCGCUGAUGGAGCGUCCCCGAUGCGCGGCGGUGCGGGCGGUGCCGCGGCUUUCACGCAGCCCUCACCGAGCGCGCUUCCACCCGACGGCACAGAGCGCUGCCCCCACAGCCACCCCAUCCCUGCGGCGCUGCGCCUCGGACAAAAUGAACAUCGUGCUCAAAAGCAGCGACAUCUCGCAGUGUCGGAAGGUCCGGAUCACCGCUCGUUUACACGAGAGCGGCGGCUGCGGGUUUGCUGCGCUCGGGACAAAGCCGAGCCCGGGCAGCGCGCAGCUCUCGGACCCGCAGCUGCUCCGAAAGGCCGCGGGCGGAACCACGCCGGGAUCGCGACCUGACCGAACCUCCGCCACUUUUUUUUCCUGAAGAUCGGGGAAGAAAAAACAACCAACCAACCAAACGCCACCAAAAACAAUUAAAACCGAACACCCUCAGCGCCUCUUUCCGAUUAAAUGAACGAUCCAAAAAUGAAUCCGAGGCGGCCGGGGCUGCUGCAGGUUGGCGGUGUUAUCAGCCCGACCCGGCACGCGGGUGCUGAUGUGCAGCGUCGCGCUGAGCCCGGCAGCAGCGGGGACUCCGCAUUAUCAUUUUUGGUGGAGUCUCCAUUUAUUUUUUUUAACGACGUUGUUUUUCUUCCAGGGAUGUUUCUUUGAAAUGCAGUUCGCGACGAUUAUUAGCGAGUGUGCUCGCGCGGCUCCUGGCGUCAUUAAGACUAGGAAUCUAAAUAAUAAAAGACAGGGGGAGCUUAAAGUUCAUUUGUAUUAAAGGGACAAGAUGGAUUUAAAGAGAAACGAGGAGGGGAACCGUCGAGCUCCCCAGGUUUGGGAAGAUCGCCCUCCUUCCUCCCGAAGGCAUCCCGCGGUGCGGCAACGUGGGCGUUUUUACCACAGUUUACCUUCUGCUCACAAACGUCACACUGAGGGGCGAUGCAGUUUUUCUCUUUUUUUGGUGUUUUCAAGACCUGAACAC
This is a messenger RNA of Gallus gallus (chicken), 1622 nucleotides long. RefSeq lists its product as uncharacterized. Lineage: Eukaryota; Metazoa; Chordata; Aves; Galliformes; Phasianidae. The record is from RefSeq and is a predicted model, not a curated record. The transcript is spliced from 2 exons. The coding region runs from base 129 to 1019 and encodes 296 amino acids.